Ostrinia furnacalis (Asian corn borer) is the source of this 743-nucleotide messenger RNA. RefSeq names its product protein FRG1 homolog. The transcript has 2 exons. The record is from RefSeq and is a predicted model, not a curated record. Gene Ontology annotation, molecular function: actin filament binding. The coding region runs from base 222 to 665 and encodes 147 amino acids. Gene Ontology annotation, cellular component: striated muscle dense body; nucleolus; catalytic step 2 spliceosome. NCBI's taxonomy places the organism in Eukaryota, Metazoa, Arthropoda, Insecta, Lepidoptera, Crambidae.
AAGAAAAUGUCAAAUUAUUUUGAUUUGAGGCGAUUUGUUUUGUUUUGAGAAUUUUCUGAAUUUUAUAUCGUCUCGGGAACUAGUUUAUAAGUAGUAAAUGGUAAUCAUCAAUAACAUCAUCCGUAAAGAGUAAAAAAUAACGCUAAACCUGCAUAGGAUUAAUCUCAUAUAACCUCUAACUUCAUCAUCUGUGCAAAACUUAGGUACAAACUUACAAAACAAUGGCUGAUGAAUAUGCUGCUGUAAAACGAGGAAAACUUAUUCUGAAAGGAGACAAACCCAAAGCUAAGAAACGCAAACACAAGAAGACAGAGAAAGCGGAGGUUUCAGAAGUGGACGUAGAUUCCAUGAAGCACGGGGGUUGGUGGACAGUCUCUAGGAUUGAGGAUAUAACUGGGUCGAUAUCAAUAGAGUUUGGGAACAAUUCUUAUAUCUCCGCACUAGACAAUGGCCUGUUUACUAUCGGUGCUCCCCACGGUGACGGAGAAGGCCCGUCUCCUGAGGAGAUAUUCACAGCCUUCCCGGCAGGAGAGAACAAGUUUGCGCUGAAGUCUGGCUAUGGGAAGUACUUGGGAGUGUCCAAAGACGGCUUGGUUAUUGGGAGGUCAGACGCAGUUGGACCUAUGGAGCAGUGGGAACCUGUGUGGCAGGAUGGUAAGGCUUAAUUAUUUUCACACCAUGAAACUAAAUGUUGCAUUUUAGUGAAGAUUUUAAGUAUUAUGUGUAAAGAAUUUUACAAAAGA